CUGAUCUCUCCCCGUCCCCACCCCAGGCCUUGCCCCCUCCAUCCUCUGCACAGGAAGUGGGCUGGCCCUGGGGUUUUAGUCUUUGCCGGCCUCCUCAGCCAGCUGCUACCUGGGCUGCCUGAGUUGGAGGGAGUCAGAGCCGGGCUCCGGGGGAGAUGGCUGCGGACUCAGCAGCGGAGAGAUCCCGAGAGAGCGCACUGCGGCCCCAUGUCUCAGCCAGGGCUCUCUUCCCCAGCUCCCACCCGUGGAUGUGAUGGCAGCACCGGCUCUGUCCUGCUAUCUGUCCCUCCUUGUCUUCCUCCUGGCCCUGGCCAUCCCUCAGGGAUUCACAGCGGCAGAUGCAGACACUCCCAAGCUCACAUGCUUCUACAACUCAAAAGCCAACAUCUCCUGUGCCUGGAGCUGGGAUGGGGACCCACAGGCCUCGUCCUGCAAGAUCCAUGCUUGGCCAGAUAGACGGCCUUGGAACAGAUCCUGCGAGCUGCUCCCACUGAGCCCGGCGUUCUGGGUGUGUCACCUGAUUCUUGGAUCCCCAGAUGCUCAGAGUCUGACUGCAGCUGACAUUGUCAAAAUGAGCGUGAUAUGUCACGAAGGGGGGAGGUGGAGGACACUGAUGACCCAGGACUUCAAGCCCUUUGAGAACCUUCGCCUGAUGGCCCCCGACUUACUCCAAAUCACCCACGUCGGGACCCACAAAUGCAACAUAACCUGGAAAGUCCCGCAGUCCUCCCAUUACAUUGAAAGUUACCUGGAGUUUGAGGCCCAGACAAGGUCCCCAGGCCACAGCUGGGAGGAGGCCUCCGUGCUGAUCCUCAGGCAAAACCAGCAAUGGAUUUGCCUUGAGACACUUACUCCGGGCACCUUGUAUGAAUUUCAAGUGCGGGUCAGGGCCCACCUAGGCAGUCACAAGGCUUGGAGUCCCUGGAGUCAGCCCCUGGCCUUCAGGACGAGGCCUGCAGGGAAGCGGACUCCGCCCUUUCCUUGGUUUGGCCAUGUCACCGUGGGCAUUAGCAGUGCCUUCGGCUUUCUCAUCUUGGUCUACUUGUUGGCCAACUGUCAGUACAUCGGACCGUGGCUGAAGAAGGUUCUGAAGUGCCACAUCCCAGACCCGUCGGAGUUCUUUUCCCAGCUGAAGUCAGAGCAUGGAGGAGAUUUCCAGAAGUGGCUCUCCUCGCCCUUCCCCUCAUCAUCCUUCAGUCCCAAUACCCAGGCACCCGAGAUCUCCCCGCUGGAGGUGCUGGACCGGGACACCAAGGCCACACAGCUGCUCCUGCUGCAGCAGAAGGGGCCCUCACCCUCGGCCGAGACCAGCGGCCACUCGCUGACCAGCUGCUUCACCAACCAAGGUUACUUCUUCUUCCACCUCCCUGACGCUCUGGAGAUCGAGGCCUGCCAGGUGUACUUCAGCUAUGACCCCUGCACAGAAGAGUCCGAGGAGGGCGGGGCUGGGGCGCCUGAGGGGUCUCUCCUCCCACCCCUGCCGCCCCUGCCAGCAGAAGACGAUGCCUACUGCACCUUCCCCCCUGGGGAUGACCUGCUUCUCUUCUCUCCCGGGCUCCUGGGUGGCUCUGCCCGCCCCCACACCAUGGCCAGGGGCACUGGAGCCUGUGAAGAGAAGCUUCCCCCCUCUCUGCAGGAGGGAGCUCCCCGAGACUGGGCCCCCCAGGCCCUGGUGCCUCCCAACCCAGGAGUGUCUGACCUCGGGGAUAGCCAGCCACCGCUGGAGUGUGCCCUAGGAGAAGCAAGAGAGGAGGUCCCGGCCCCUGGCCCCAGGGAGGGGAUCGGCUUCCCCUGGGCUAGACCCCCCGGGCGUGGCCAGGUUGGAACCCCUGCCUCCUGCCUGACCCUGAACACCGAUGCCUAUGUGUCUCUCCAAGAGCUGCAGGAGCAGGACCCGGCUCACUUGGUGUAGACAGACCAGGCAGGCUGCUGCCCACUGUUGUGCCAGGCCCAGGUGAGGACUCUGUCCUCAAGGCU
Molecule: messenger RNA, 1977 nt
Organism: Lontra canadensis (Northern American river otter)
Lineage: Eukaryota; Metazoa; Chordata; Mammalia; Carnivora; Mustelidae
Gene: IL2RB
Product: interleukin 2 receptor subunit beta
Exons: 10
Coding region: 254-1912 (552 amino acids)
Biological process (GO): immunoglobulin mediated immune response; cytokine-mediated signaling pathway
Cellular component (GO): external side of plasma membrane; membrane
Molecular function (GO): cytokine receptor activity; protein binding
Source: RefSeq, a predicted model, not a curated record